Pyrgilauda ruficollis (rufous-necked snowfinch) is the source of this 6199-nucleotide messenger RNA. It is a transcript of the gene NYX, whose product is annotated as nyctalopin. The transcript has 5 exons. Gene Ontology annotation, molecular function: protein binding. Gene Ontology annotation, cellular component: extracellular matrix. The record is from RefSeq and is a predicted model, not a curated record. Bases 3889 to 5460 code for a protein of 523 amino acids. Lineage: Eukaryota; Metazoa; Chordata; Aves; Passeriformes; Passeridae.
AUAUCCAGUAAGGCCUGAUAAGUUCAUUUAACAAAUCUUCCAGAUCAUCUGUGAGUGUACACUGCUCUAACCUCCUGUUUAAUGUGCUGGUGAUUGUGGUAUUGAAGUUUAUUCCUGAUCUGCUGCUUUCUCCUUUCCUGCCUGCUUUGACCGAAAACAGAAUUCUAUUUUAGAUCUAUACCAGGUAAUUAUGUUUGCUUGGCAUGUUGCAGUGCUCCUUGUUACAUUGCAUUCAGAAGUGUUAGUCAGGCAGGGGAAAGUGCCAUGACAGGUGGAGUAAAAUCACAUUGCAGCCCAGCUGUAGCCCACCAGGUCCCUUUGUCCAAGAGUUCCAGGGCUUGUGGUUCAUUCUCCCAAGUAUUUGACCUGGCUACAGAGCAGGAUCCUGACAUAAAUGCCUGAGUUAAGCAGAGACAGGUAAAGCGAUGAACCUCGCCCAAAUAUUGACUCUAUACAGGUGGGAGAAGGUGGCACAGAUCCUGUCCUGGAGGUGGGAGAGAUGAAUUACCAGGAGGUAAAUAAAGUGUCUGCUGAGUCCUGGGAGGGCUCUUGGCUUGGAUAACUUACGGCCUGUUGUGCCUUUACUGCAGAAAGGCUGUUUCAAAAGGUGUUUGCAGAGCUGUGUGCAAGUUCAUUGUGCACAUUUUAUGUGGCUGGAGGAGCUUUAUCAGGAUGAAUGGACCCAUGAGGACUAAGGGGAAAUUAAGCAGGACUCCCUGCCAUGUCCUUGCCUUCCUGUGUGCACUGUGCAGGCUUCCCAUGAGAUCACAAGGAACUGCAGGAGCCCUGCCUUGGGCAGCAGCCUGUGGGAAGCAUGGCACAGGGACUUCAGCAGGACAUGAGCAGCUCCCUGUCACUGUCCUGGCUGUGGGAGAGGGAGCUCCAGACAAAAUUUACUGGAGAAACCCUGUCACCGAGUCACGAGGUGCAGAGAGGACCCCCUUGCUUUUUAAACUUCUCAGAGAGGAGCCUGAAGGUGUCUGGAUGCAAUCUUAGCCUCAGACUGUCAACAAUCCAAAUAACUUUGACCUUCAGGAUUUAAAGAUGGCAAAUCAGAUAUGUUUAUGUAAAACAAAUUAUUUAUUAUGACAAAUGAUUAGACAAAAGAUCCUAAUCAGAAUUACUAACUACACAGAAUAAAAGCUGAAACAACUGAUAGUUAUGUAGUAUAACAUAGUGCACUAAAUUAAUGCAAUUGUAUUAAAGGUAGCAAAAAGAAACAUUGAUGUAAUUCACCAUACCAACACUGAGAGUGGACAGGUCUCUUUCUCUUAACAUUGAGGAGCAACCUUGAGGGGCGUCCCCACUCAAGGGAGAAUCUCCACACACUGUUCAAGAAGGGGUAUCUCAGAAGAACCUCUUGUAUGGAAAGUGGACUGGAUUUUGAGAAUGUAAAGGAGCUGUCAGUCAUAUGCUUGCAGGCCAGUUUAGCAGCUUAUCUGCCAAAGAUUUGCCUUGCUGUUGGGAUGCUGAUUUGGGCUUGGUGUGCUCAACUGAGUUUCAGCUGAAUUCAACACCAAAACAUCACCUAGGACCCUUCUCAAUCCACCCUGACAGAUUUGCAAAUAGGACAUUGUCCACCGAGUUCUUGACCACAUUCCAGGUCAAAGCAUGAGGGGGCUUGGGGGGAAAGCAUCCUGCCACAAUUCCACAGGAUAGAAAUGACCCCACAGGUGGGCUGGAGCAGAGCAGAGCUGCUCCCCAGCUGCUGGGAAAUGCAGCAUGAGCCCACACUCCCCAGGGCUCCCAGGCUGUGCAUGCCCACAUCACUGCCACCCUCAGGUGGCACCUUCAGCAGGGAGGGCAGGCUGAAGGUCCAGGUGCUGCCAGCCUUGGGUAUCCCCAUCUGCUGUGUGACAUGGGAGCAGCAGCUGCUCCUGGGGUGCACUCUGGACACUGGUGAUGCCCUGCUGCACAGAAGGGCUGCUGGAAGGCAGGAGGGAGGGUUCAGGCUUCAACAGCAGUGGUUUUUCCCGAACAGAGAAUCCUGAGCACAGCUGGCUGGUUUUAGUCAAGGCCAAGAGUCACAGAGGGGAUGUGGGAAACAUGGAUCCAAGUCCCUCUUCAGUUUUAAUUAAUACGGAUCUGAGCCCAGCUUCCCUCCCCUUCUCCAAGACAGCUCUGGGUAUUGUGGAGAGUUACCAGCAGCCCAAAUGAUGUUGUUUUUCAGCACUGCAUCCAUACACGUCCUGCAGUAGGAAGCAGGAACUUGUUUCCCUGGCAAACACCCAGCCCCUCACUGCUCCUUUCUUGCUGGAAAUGUUACUGUUUGAUUGGCAUGAGAGAGACAUGGAACCACAUCUGCAGGAUGGGCUGGGAGAGGCCUUGUGAGCUGAUGUAAAAUCCAGUGGCGUGGACAGACUUGGAGAGGAUCUCUGUCCUGCUCUUACCAAGCAGCGGGAGAAUGUGACCUUGAUGGAGGCCAUGCCCGGGGCUCCUUGUCCUCUUUGUGUGGGGUCUGUGUGAUGUCUUACAGGGCUGCUGGCAGAGGUUUGGGCUGACAGAUGAGUGCACUGGCCCGUGGUUUGCUGUGCACUGCAUCUGCUUCAGGCUGCCUACCCUAGAGUGUGCUGUUCCCUUUCAGAAAUGCUCCUGCUGCAGCUGCAGCUCCUGAGCCACUCCUGCAGCACGGCUUGGCCUUCAGGCACCACCUGGGCCGGGGGUGAGGUCUGGUGUCCAGCUUGACCCUCUCUUCUUCUUGCUGUUUUAGUGGCUUUAAUUCAUCACUUUCCACAUGGGGCUGGGAGCAGGAGAAGGCAGGCUGGCAAGGACAUGGCACAGCACCCUGAGGGGGCUGAGCCUGCUGUGAGGAGAACUGGAGCUUAAUGCCUGGGCAAAGUUUGGUGGCCUCAGUCUACACAAAAAUGAAACCCCUGCCUGCAGAUGGAAAUCUGUCCUCUCUUCUGAGCAAGGGUAAGCUCUUCAGCUACUUGCUCUCGGAGUCCUGGUUUGCUCCUCAGCUGCUUCUGCAUCUCCUGUGGGCAGCCACACCACGCGUGCACCAAGGGCUAUUUCUGGUGGUGGUGCACGCUGUGCUGCAGCUGCAAACCCCAGCACAGCCACACUGCUCCAUCCUGUCUGCUCACAGCUCUGUGAUCCUACCACAGGGCACAUCCUCCCUGCCCCAAACUCACCCCAGCCGGGGCUGUGUGUGACCAUCCUGUGUGCAAGCUGCUCCCGCAGGCAGUGCUGACAACAGGAGCUCUGCAGGGAAACGCUGAGGCAGCUCCUCCAAAGGUCACCCUGGUGAUUACGAGCACAGGAAAGGCUCAGAUGUGUGACAAAGCUGUGGCUGUGAGAUGAGGGGAAGUGUGCACUGUGACUGCUGUUACAGGAGCUCAGGAAACCAAAGCCUGUGGAAGGAGGAGGGGCUCGGGCGCUCUGUGGCACGAGGACCUCACCCCCAGCACUGGUCCCAUGAAUGCAAGCAGCUGGUAGAGAUAAAAACCAGGGCAGUGAAGAUGUUCAGCCACCAGAGUCAGGCAGCAGCUCUGCUCCUUCACUGCCCUGGGAAGGCAGCACUUGGCUGGAAGCGUUGGGAUGUGCAAUGCUUGUGUUCCAGCUGAUCCAGCACUGGUGUCAUCAAAGCUGCAUGGCUGUCUUGCCAUCCUGUCAGAGAACGUGAGCCCUGCUGAGGGCCAUGGUGGUGCCCACAGAGACUGACUCGUAUGGCUAAGGGCAGCCUCAUGAGCAGGAGGGAGGACACAGCCACUGCCUGGCCAGGUAAGCGACGCAUCCGGGUGAUUUCUGUUGGGAAUUUUGGUUCCCACUAUUUGAUGCUAAGCUGGUUACACUCCUCUGUACCAGCACCUAUUUCCUGGGGAUAGAGCCAGUCCCUUACUGUUGGUGAUCCUUUCCCACCUCAGAUGAAAGGAAUCUGCCUUUGGCAUGGCUUGUGGGAAGGACGCAGAUGAGCUCCUGAAAAGCAGUGGCACAAAGCUGCAGGAUUCCCUGAGAAGGGAAAUGACAGAGGAUGACACCCGUCUCUAUUCUUCCUGUGUGCUUUUAGAUCCCUUAAGUUUGCUUGCCAGACCUGAAAUGCCACUAGAGACUAAUCAAGUGAUCCUUUGGGUCCCACAGGUGCAUGGGGUGUGGGCCUGCGUGCGCUCCUGCCCUCCCAGCUGCGUGUGCACCCCAGAGAGGAGCUGCUCCGUACUCUGUGACCGCGCCGGGCUGGGGCAGAUCCCCAGCGAGUUCCCCUGCGAAGCCUCCUCCAUCAACCUGGAUAAAAACAGCAUCAAGUUCCUGUCUGAGAGGGCCUUCGGGACGCUGCCUUCCCUCAAAUCCCUGUCACUCAACCACAACAACAUCUCCUUCAUCACGCCGGGCGCGUUCAAGGGGCUGCCCAGCCUGACGGAGCUGAAGAUGGCCCACAACGAGUACAUUCGCUAUCUCCACACUCGGACCUUCACCGCGCUCCGGCGCCUCGUGAGGCUGGACCUGGCCGACUGCAACCUCUUCAACAUCCCAGACAGGAUCUUCAUCGAGCUGCCUGCUCUGCAGGAGCUGUUCUGCUUCCAGAACAACUUCCGAAGGAUCCCGGGUGCCAUCAGGGGCAUGGAGAACUUGACCCAUGUGUACCUGGAGAGAAAUAGGAUCGAAGCGGUGGCCUAUAACUCCCUGCAGGGCCUGACCAAGCUGAAAUACCUGAAUCUGCAGGACAACAAGAUAAAUGUCAUCCACGAGCGAGCUUUUCAGGGCUGUCAGAGGAUGGAGUACCUGUACCUGAAUGACAACUUGAUCAGUGAGCUUCCAGAAAACUCUUUUGAUGGCCUGAGGCGCCUGAAGAUGCUCAACCUGGGGGGGAAUUUUCUCAGGAACAUUUCCAACACCUGGUUCCGGGACUUGGGGGAGCUGGAGUUCCUCUACCUGGACCGCAACAGGAUCAGCUACAUCGAGGAAGGGGCUUUUGAGAACCUCACCAGCCUGGUGGCCCUGCACUUGAACAGCAACAACCUGACUACGCUGCCCUUCUCCGUGUUCGAGCCCGUGUACUUCCUGGGGCGGCUGUACCUCUUCCGCAACCCCUGGGAAUGCGACUGCCGCAUCGAGUGGCUCAAGGAGUGGAUGGAGAACUACAGGCUGGUCAGGGAUAUUCCGUGUGCCUCCCCCUCCUCCGUGGCUGGGGUUGAUCUGACGGACGUGCUCUUCGAGAGGUCUCCCGAAGGUUACUGUCUCGACCCGGAGGAGCUGAACGUCACGUCCGAGCGGCCGACCGCAAGCGAGGAGCCUUGGUCCACCACGGAGAGCAAGUUCAACAGCCUUAUCUCCAAACUCCUGCUCCAGAUGGGCCUUCCCGAAGAGGUGGCAAAUGCCACUGAAGUGUACAGUAACAGCACGCAGCCGGACGGACAGACUGAAGGGGUUUCUUCCGGCGUGGGGGAGGACAGAACUGAGGCUGACUCCUCUUCCUUGUACCCCCCAGCACUUUUGACAGCGAUUGUUCUGCUGUGCAAAUAGUCCAAGGGCUGGAUGGAGCAGGGGUUCUGCUCAAGUGUUUAGACCCUGCACCUACUUAGUCAUCAGAGAAAAGUUUUAUUGUGGGCCUCUGAUAUGUAAAGGGCUCCAAACUCUUCCAGGCUGGGUUUGUUGGAUCUGGCUCCAGAUUCCCCUGGGAGCUGGUGGGAUCCGGGUCCCACUCUGGGUGACAAACCUGCCCUGUGGGUGUCCCAGAGGCUCCUGGCUACCCACAGGGAGAUGAGCAGCACUAUGAUUGUGCCUGGAGAUGUGUGAUGUUCUGCUGGGAAAGGAGGGAAGAGGGCUCUAUCUGUGGGGUGUUUGUCCCAUCAGGCCAGCUUGAGAGAGCAAGAUGUUCCAUGGUGACUCAGCUUCGUGAGAGCAAGAUGAGGCUGCAAAACUGGGCCCCUCUUCACGUCCUGACAGACACCCACACCCACAGCAGAUGCUGCUGAACAACAGGAAAUUAUUCCUGAUUUCCCCCAGUGGGUGCAGGAGGGAGCAGGGCAGUCCUGGACAACAUCCAGGGAUGCCGCAGGAAACAUGUACAGGCCUCAUGGAGACAUCCAGGGAACAUGUACAGGCCUCAUGGAAACAUCCAGGGAACAUGUACAGGCCUCAUGGAGACAUCCAGGGAACACGUACAGGCCUCAUGGAGACAUCCAGGGAACACGUACAGGCCUCAUGGAAACCUCCAGGGAACACGUACAGGCCUCAUGGAAACAUCCAGGGAACACGUACA